AACCAAGCGAAAUGGCGCGGCGCCACCGAGAGUAAGAUAGAGAGAGAGAGAGAGAGAGAGAGAAUGUAUUCACCGCAGCUGCCACUUGCUCGGACGCGCGGGUUUUCUCCCUCUGAAUCGGAGAAAUCCCAGGCCGAUCGCCAUCCCGUUGGCGGCAGCGGCGGGGGAUUGGAAGCUUCUCUGGUCAGCGUAAUGCAACGUCACCACCACCACUCGGUCGUCCUCCGAGACCGCACUGAUAAAGCCCGGAAAGAUGCAAUCAGGAGCGCAGCGGCGGUGUCGGAUCUGCUGGUGGAGGCGGUGAACGGAGGGGUGCAGGAGGCCUACGUCAACCAAAAGCGCAUCGAGCUCGAGAUUCGAGCUUUGGCCGCCACCGUCUCCCGCUUCAUGAAGCAGACCGAUCACUGGCUUGCCUCUACUCAUGCUAUUAACUCCGCCAUCAAGGAAAUUGGAGACUUCGAGAACUGGAUGAAGAUAAUGGAUUAUGAUUGCAAGAGCAUCAAUGCAGCCAUCCGCAACAUCCAUCAAGCUUGAUUUUCAGCACUCGCAAAUGGAAUCCAUCCCAUUCGAGUCGAAGCUACAGGAUCAUGGGCCUGUCUUCAUCUAUCCACUAAUAAAGCCGGAACAAACCCUCUGCUUAUGCAUGGAGGAAGUUAAGAAAAGUUCUGUGAUGUGCUGAAACCUCAUAUUGGACGCUCCAUGGGAAUGGUAAGUCGACAUACUUGUGUCAUGACAAGUGGCUCCCUCGUGGUGUCUUGUCGGAUGUUAUUCUUGAAGAGCUCUUUGCAAUGUGCCGCUCUGUCUUCUAUGCUAAAGUAGCUGAGAUUAUUCAAGACAGUGACUGGCAUUUGGUUUGGUGUUAGAUCGGAUGAUUUUGUAGCUACCCGAGCUGCUUUAUGUGGCAAUUUCACUCCUAACUUUGUUGUUGACAUUGGAGUAUUGUGCACUGUUCCUAAAUGUCGCACUUUGCAUUCUGCUACUGCUUGGAAUCUUGUGAGAAUGAUUGGUAACAGAGUGGAAUGGCAUAGCUUGAUUUGGUUCUUCCCGCUGCUGUCUCUUUA
Rhodamnia argentea is the source of this 1061-nucleotide messenger RNA. Its product is annotated as biogenesis of lysosome-related organelles complex 1 subunit 1-like. Lineage: Eukaryota; Viridiplantae; Streptophyta; Magnoliopsida; Myrtales; Myrtaceae. The record is from RefSeq and is a predicted model, not a curated record. The transcript is spliced from 2 exons. Bases 64 to 534 code for a protein of 156 amino acids. Gene Ontology annotation, biological process: endosomal transport. Gene Ontology annotation, cellular component: BLOC-1 complex.